This is a messenger RNA of Plasmopara halstedii, 2256 nucleotides long. RefSeq lists its product as uncharacterized. The record is from RefSeq and is a predicted model, not a curated record. Bases 1 to 2256 code for a protein of 751 amino acids. The transcript has a single exon. NCBI's taxonomy places the organism in Eukaryota, Oomycota, Peronosporomycetes, Peronosporales, Peronosporaceae.
AUGCAAUAUCGAACCAUUUAUCCGUAUGCCACGACAUCGCAGCACAAUGAUGCGCAAUAUCAUUCUCGCGAUGAGCAGCGGCGUCGACAGCAGGAGUAUUUUCAGGCUUUAUCUCAACAGGUAGCGCAACGAGAGCAGCAAAAGCGCCUUGAGCGUGAACCAUCAGUUCCAAAUUUUCGACACAAUGAUGUAGUUCCUCAUCGUCAGGAAGCUUUCGAACUAGCUAACCAUGGGAUUUUUGACGGAUUGGGGCAAAAUCAUCCUCAAAAGGCAGGAAAUAGCUAUGCGCGUAGACAACCUCAGCCAUAUCAGCGCAUGUCUGCUGAAAAAUCUUUAAAUAAAUCGCAAGUUGAUCAGUACUUACCGAAUGCGAAAAUGGAUUUACCAUCAGGUUUCGAACCUUCCGACAUGCAUCGACCAGUUGGUGAUCCCCAAUGUGAAGUAUCUGGUCUCUCCAAUCGUCAACAGCUUUUACAGCCGCAACAAAUUUGGCCAAACUCAAUACACAAAGACUCCAUACCUUGUACUGUCGGGAACGAGUUAGAUGGCCAAGCCUUUUCACAGAAUCCUUCGCAAUCAAGAACCGAUCAGUUUUGGGCAGAACCAGGCAAAUCAGCAAUGCCGGCAGGUUUCUCAGAUAAUGGAUCUUCACCGCAAAAGUUUCAAGCAGGUAUGUCUCAAGACACGUUAAACGCUCCUAUUGCACGCCGUCGAGCAACUUAUCGCAAUCGUGGUCAAGGAGAUACUGAGGAGAUGGAAAGACUACGUCGUAAGGCGAUACAGCAGCACGAAAUGCAAUUGGCGCUAGAGCGACAAAUCGAAGAGAAACGACAGCAAAAGCUAGAGGCUAAAAGGAAGCAGGACGAAGAGGAUCGACUUGAGCUGAAACGUUUUGAGGACGAUCAAAGGCGACUACGGGCAGAGCAAGAGCAACUGGAAGUUGAAAAGCGUCGAAAAGCUGAAUUGGAACAGCAAAAAGUCAAUCAAUUAGCAGCAGCAGUUGCAGCGGCUAGUUUGCAAGCCAAAAUUGAACAGCAACAGAAAUUACACGCUCAAAUUGCACAAGCACAAGAGCAUUGCAAGUCAUCGCCACAAUUAAAACAAAUUGAAAGUUCUUCAGACAUCUUACCCAAUAAAUCAUUGUCGAAAUCCCGAGCGCAUCUGUAUGAAGAUCCUCAACCUCAGCGACUGGAUCCGAUAGCUAUCAGCAACAACAACAACCAGAACGCGCUUUUACGAAACAGUAAACACGAAAGUGGUGAAAGAAAUGAUGCAUCGAGCUUUAAUGAGCUGCGUCGUCAAUACGACGAUAUGCGAGAGGAGUUAAAACGACAAAAUGAGAUUGUCAAUCAGCUUCGUCAAGCUCAGGAUCAGAUGCAGCAGCAACAACAAAAAUCGUCUGUAAAUGUUCAGAGCAAAAAUGUUCUAAUGUUGGAGGAUCUAGAGAUUCUUCGGAAUGAAUUACGUGAAGAUUUGGCACAUCAGGAACACAGCCACCGACAAAAGACGGAUUAUAUUGACCAAAACCAGCAAUUGAAGCAAGCAUUUGCAGGUCCAGGAAGCGAAUCCCCCGAAAUCAAGUACUCGCGUGAGCUACCAGGACUUACCACGAUGUUACCGAAAGAAUGCGCAAAUUCCUUGCGAGGUGACAGCACCUUUGUAUAUUUUGAUACUGAGAACGAGAAUCAAGAAAUUUUACAUCAAGAGGAUGAACAAGCGCUUUUUGAACAGAGUGAAUUGAUUAAGGUCGAAUCGGUUAUGCCUCGAAAAAGCAAUUUACAGUCCGAGGAAAUGUACAGCAGUUACGUGGAAGCUACAACGUUUGAUGAUACAAUACAAGAGGAACAGGAGGUUGCUGAUACGGAUAGUGAAGAUGACGCUGUGGAGUUUAUUGUGACAGAUAUUGCAUCUUCUUCCUUGUGUCAGCCCGUUUCUUUAUCAAACGCUGCGAGUCGUAGGGCGAGCAGUCAUCGGUAUUCCCAGCUGCCACCAGCAAUGUCUGUACCCCUACACUCUUAUGAUCAUGACAAGUGGCGGGAUAAGUCUGUCUGCGUUGACAAAAGUGAUGAUAGUGACGAAGAUCUGGAGGAAACUUUGGAUGGCGAUCAGCUCGACGCACUUUUCCAGCGCAACAUGCGUCGACACGAGAUUUUUAUGGGUUUCCAGAGUAAUGAGAACCAAUACCUGCAUGAUUCUAAUUGUCUAGAAGAAGACAACUGCACGAAAGUGGCGUGGACGGAUCAGCAUCAAGCUUGA